Messenger RNA from Vitis riparia (riverbank grape), 1614 nucleotides. RefSeq names its product putative disease resistance protein RGA3. Gene Ontology annotation, molecular function: ADP binding. NCBI's taxonomy places the organism in Eukaryota, Viridiplantae, Streptophyta, Magnoliopsida, Vitales, Vitaceae. Bases 1 to 1614 code for a protein of 537 amino acids. The transcript has 2 exons. Gene Ontology annotation, biological process: defense response to other organism. The record is from RefSeq and is a predicted model, not a curated record.
AUGGCCUACGAAAUGGAGGACGUGCUGGAUGAGUGGAGCAUUGCUAUUCUUCAAUUCCAGAUGGAGGGAGUUGAAAAUGCUUCCACGUCUAAGAAGAAGGUAAGCUUCUGUAUGCUCUCCCCUUGCAUCUGUUUCAAGCAAGUUGCUUCUCGUCGUGACAUUGCUCUUAAGAUUAAGGACAUUAAACAACAACUAGAUGAUAUUGAAAUGGAGAGAAUUAGAUUUAAUUUUGUCUCUAGUGGGAGUGAGGAGCGACCAAAGCGACUUAUAACUACCUCUGCAAUUGAUAUUUCAGAGGUGUACGGUCGGGAUAUGGAUAAAAAAAUCAUAUUAGACCAUUUGUUGGGUAAGAAGUGUCAAGAGAAAUCUGGCCUCUAUAUCGUCUCCAUAGUUGGGACGGGAGGCAUGGGCAAAACAACUCUUGCUCAAUUAGGCUACAGCCAUUCAGAGGUGAAGGUCCAUUUUGAUGAGAGAAUAUGGGUCUGUGUUUCUGAUCCUUUUGACCCAAUCAGAGUUUGUAGGGCUAUUGUUGAAGCCCUCCAAAAAAAGCCUUGUAAUCUCCAUGAUUUGGAAGCUGUACAACAAGAAAUUCAAACAUGUAUUGCCGGAAAGAAAUUCCUUCUUGUGUUAGAUGAUGUGUGGACUGAAGACAAUCAAUUGUGGGAACAACUGAAGAACACCCUCCACUGCGGAGCAGCAGGGAGUAGAAUUCUGGCGACCACACGCAAAGAGAGUGUUGUUAAGAUGAUGAGAACUACGUACAAGCAUCCCUUGGGGGAGCUGUCUUUGGAGCAAUCUCGGGCAUUAUUCCAUCAAAUAGCUUUCUCUGAAAGGAGUACUUGGGAGAAAGAGGAAGAAUUAAAAGAAAUUGGUGAGAAAAUAGCAGACAAAUGCAAGGGCUUGCCCCUCGCUAUAAAAACUUUAGGGAACCUCUUGCGCAUAAAAAAUAGCAAGGAAGAAUGGAAGAACGUAUUGAAUAGUGAAGUAUGGCAGCUAGAUGAGUUUGAAAGAGAUGUUUCCCCUGCUUUGUUGUUGAGUUAUUAUGAUCUGCCCCCUGCAAUUCAACGCUGCUUCUCAUUUUGUGCUGUUUUUCCAAAAGACUCGGUUAUUUUGAGAGCUGAGCUGAUCAAGUUGUGGAUGGCACAAAGCUAUCUCAAAUCUGAUGGGAGUAAAGAGAUGGAGAUGGUUGGGAGAACGUACUUUGAAUAUUUAGCUGCUCGGUCUUUCUUCCAAGAUCUUGAAAAAGAUGAUGAUGGUAAUAUAAUAGGUUGUAAGAUGCAUGAUAUAGUGCAUGAUUUUGCUCAAUUUUUGACUCAGAAUGAAUGCUUUAUUGUGGAGGUUGACAACCAACAAAUGCAGAGCAUAGAUUUAUCCUUCAAAAAGAUUCGUCAUACCACCUUAGUUGUCCGAGACAGUACCCCUAAUUUCGCCUCCACUUAUAACAUGAAGAAUCUUCACACCCUAUUGGUUGAGGAAGCAUUCGAUUCAAGUGUUCUUCAAGUCUCACCUAAUUUGUUCAAGCAUUUGACAUGUCUCAGGGCAUUGGAUUUGAGCAGGAAUCGGUUGAUUGAGGAACUUCCUGAGUCUUCAGAAACUACCACAGGCAAUGGGUAA